Olea europaea var. sylvestris is the source of this 891-nucleotide messenger RNA. RefSeq lists its product as uncharacterized. Gene Ontology annotation, molecular function: nucleic acid binding. Lineage: Eukaryota; Viridiplantae; Streptophyta; Magnoliopsida; Lamiales; Oleaceae. The coding region runs from base 1 to 891 and encodes 296 amino acids. The transcript has 3 exons. Gene Ontology annotation, biological process: DNA integration. The record is from RefSeq and is a predicted model, not a curated record.
AUGUCAUCUGCUAUGCCAGCAAAAACCUUGACAGAUGCUCAUAUCAACUACACAUCAAUGGAAAAAGAGAUGCUAGUAGUGGUCUUUGCCUUCGAUAAAUUUUGUUCUUAUCUGAUUAGUUCAAAGGUGAUAGUCUACACUGACCAUACAGCCGUGAAAUAUCUGUUUGAGAAGAAGGAUGCUAAACCUAGGCUAAUUCGAUGGGUUCUGUUGCUGCAAGAAUUUGACAUAGAGAUUUCAAAAAAGAAGCUGCUUCAUGAAGCGAAAUUCUAUUAUUGGUAUGAUCCAAAUUUAUACAGGAGAGGGGCAGACCAGAUCAUUAGGAAAUGUAUGCCAGAGGAUGAGAUGAAACCGAUCCUUUCACGGGUUCAUGUUUCGACUUAUGGAGGACACUUUGGCCCAACUAAAAUAGCAACAAAGGUGCUUCAAUGUGGUUACUUUUGGCCUACACUGUUUAAGGUGGUGGUGGUGGACUUCAUAAAGAAACACAUCUUUAAGCGCUAUGGAUCACCUAGGGUCAUAAUAAGUUAUGGUAGAACUCACUUCCGCAAUCUGUUAUUCCAGGCAAUGCUGCAUAAAUACGGGGUACAACAUCGAAUUGCCACUCCUUACCACCCUCAAACAAGUGGACAGGUGGAAACCUCGAACAAACAAUUGAAAAGAAUUCUGGAGCUCACUGUGAAUACAUCUCGCAAGGAUUGGUUAAAGAAAUUAGAUGAUGCUUUAUGGGUGUAUCGCACUGCUUACAAGACACCUAUUGGAAUGUCCCCAUAUCAACUAGUCUUUGGAAAAGAAUGUCAUCUACCAGUGGAGUUUGAGCACAGAGCGUACUGGACAUUGAAGCAAUUAAACAUGCACCUUGAAAAGGCUGGAGAAACAAUAAUACUAUAG